UCGUUGUCGCUAAUGCCAAGGGAUGAGGCCAGUGCUCCGUCGCCGGUCGGCCGGCAAUGCCGCGCCGCAACGGGAAUGUCGCGGUUCGAACCCCGCUCGCGGUAACUUCGCGCCGUCGACAAAUGGCAGACGCGUCGGGUAGUUCGGGUGGACGCCGCGGCGGUGCGCCACCCGCACGGGAACACCAACCUCAACAGGGUUACCACAACCGCCGCUGGCGGCAGCACCGGAGAGGCGGUGGUCGCGGUGGUUGGCGGCGCGGCCGCGGCGCAGCGCGCGGAGCGCAAGACAGCGCCGUGGGAGCGUCAGCAGUCCAAGAUGGCAGCCGUGGGGUGCUGACGGCUAUGGCUGACAGUCCUGGAAGAGGAAGUUUAAGGUCUCCACAAUUACCGUCUGGAAACGACAGCUUGACACCCCCCAGGGGCAGGGGAUUAAGUCGGCAUCCGGCAGCCAGAAGCCCCUUGGUCGAGCGCAAUCGCGCUCGUCGAAGAAUUUCAGAGGCCUUAGCGACCGCUAAUUCUGCAAGCACAACUAGCGUCUCCGUCGCAGAGGAAAGUGUUACGAAUCGGCUCCAUGGCAACACUGGCAGCAGAGAUGACAGCACCAGAACGCAGCCGCUACAGCAGCAUUCAACUUCUGUCCCACUUCUGACGCCGCCGCCAAGUGAAGAUGAUCCCAACGUAGACAUACGAAACAUAGAGAGACCAGCUGCUGAAGGUAGCAGCCAAAGUGACCCUGAAGAAGCGCACGACCCCGAGACCGAAGAACUCUCACGCCUGCGUUGCACAAGCGAGAGAACAGAAGUCAUCGCCGAAAGAGAAAUAAUUCGACAGAGGAGAUGCGCCGAUUAUCCUGGCUUCGCUUUCGGAUCGUCUAUAUUUGGUUCCGAUACUAUGAUGAAGUUCAACAUCAUAAGAAAUGAACUUCAGAACAUUAAAAACUCACAGCUAAAAAGGGCAGAAAGUGAGGUUGCUGCCCUAAACCGCCGAAUCCAACUGCUGGAGGAGGACCUGGAGCGCUCAGAAGAGCGCCUGGCCACUGCUACAGCAAAACUAGCAGAAGCCUCGCAAGCUGCUGAUGAAUCUGAACGGAUACGCAAGGCUUUGGAGAAUCGUACAAAUAUGGAAGAUGAUCGUGUGGCUAUACUAGAAGCACAGUUGGCACAAGCUAAGCUCAUAGCAGAAGAAGCAGAUAAAAAAUAUGAAGAGGUUGCCCGAAAACUCGUGAUGAUGGAACAGGAUUUGGAGCGAGCAGAAGAACGUGCUGAGCAGAGUGACAGCAAAAUUGUGGAACUGGAAGAGGAGCUCCGUGUUGUUGGCAAUAACCUGAAAUCCCUUGAGGUUUCAGAAGAGAAGGCAAACCAGCGUGAGGAGGAGUAUAAGCAACAGAUUAAGAACCUGAACAACAGGCUAAAGGAGGCUGAAGCCAGAGCUGAGUUUGCUGAAAGGUCAGUGCAGAAGUUGCAGAAGGAGGUCGACAGGCUUGAGGAUGACCUAUUGGCUGAGAAAGAGAAGAAUAAACUGCUGCAGGAAGAGAUGGAGGCAACCUUGCAUGAUAUUCAGAAUAUGUAAUCCUGCGCCCUACUGUGGCAUUAAGAUGACUUAAUCGUGUUGCGUGCUCAGAAAUCCCCAGGUUUGAUGAAAAAGUCCCUACUUUCCCCAAGCCCACAAAUUGAAACAUUCAUCACUUCAAAACUGAACUACUUCCAGUGUAUUACUUUUUAUUUCUUUUUUGUUCUGUUCAGAUAGUUUGAAGUAGGGCCUGUGGCACAAAUAUUCAUUCUCCAUUACAUUCCAGAAUGCAGUAGUGGUUUGUUGGUAUUAAUAUGAAAAUUGAGGUAUUGAGAGAUGUAGUGAGAUGCUACUAGCGCAUUGUGAACUGGAAUUGGACACAAUUCUCAAAGUACUUUAUGUAAGCAUUUAUAUUGUGUUCAAGUCAACAUUAUUGGUGCUACAGAUUUUUCUAUCGUUCUAUGUGGUUAGUCAGAUAUAGUGUUUCCCAAAUGGUUUGCUUAAAUCAAUUUAUUGAUGAGUGUUUCAAACAGCACAGUGUGACAUCAUUGAAAUGAUAGUUAAUAAUCAAUAAAUCUAGUUUGGUGUGUUAAGUGUGCUUCUGCAGUAGCCAUAUUGAUUGAUUACUGUCUGAGUAUGAAACUGUAAAUAAGCAUAAGCAACUGCUGGGGAAGAUAAAUAUUUAUUACAGUUUUCUAUGUAAUAGUUGUGCAAAUAAUAGUACAGUACCUUACUAAAUAACAAGCUUUCAUUUUUUCCUGCAAUGUGUUGACAGUGAUAAAAACAGUUUACUGCCAACAUUUUUGUAAUCGAAAGCACAGUAUUGUUAAAGAAACAAUGAAUCUGUAGUGCCUUCCUAUUCUUCAAAAGACAAAGUACAAUACUGGUACUUCUAUGGUGUUACACUUCAUAUCCAGAGCAAAAUUCCUGUUUUGCAUGAAUGCCUAAAUUGCAUGGAUGUUUUUAUUAUUAUUUUGCUCCCUAGUACUUUUAAGUAAUAUUUAAUUUUUGUAGAUGACACUAAAACUAUAACACAGUAUGAAGAGUUUUAUAUUUUUGUUGCUGAAUGUAUCAUUAUUUGCAUUUUUUAAAUAAAGAAAACUGGAUGAUAUGUGAAAUGAAACUGUUAUACUGCCUCAUCUUCAUAUGCUUAUUUAUUGUGUUAAAUUAGUAUUAAUUUGUAAAUUUUAUCAUAGUUAUGUUGUAUAUCUAACAGUGUUGGGUAAUAAAAAUGUUUAAUAUUAGCAUGGUUAUUUUAUAAAUUUUGCACUGUUGAUUUUAGCUUAUUCCAGUCACGUCCUAAUUUCUCAAUAGAAGCAAACAGCUGCACAAAAGCAGCUCCUGUUUGUGCAAUUAAUUUGAGUUGUUGUAGAGUGUCAGUGCAUUAAAACAGCAUGUUUUUAA
This is a messenger RNA of Schistocerca piceifrons (Central American locust), 2915 nucleotides long. It is a transcript of the gene Tm1, whose product is annotated as tropomyosin. The record is from RefSeq and is a predicted model, not a curated record. The coding region runs from base 57 to 1571 and encodes 504 amino acids. Gene Ontology annotation, molecular function: actin filament binding. The transcript has 8 exons. NCBI's taxonomy places the organism in Eukaryota, Metazoa, Arthropoda, Insecta, Orthoptera, Acrididae. Gene Ontology annotation, cellular component: actin filament. Gene Ontology annotation, biological process: actin filament organization; muscle contraction.